Talaromyces marneffei is the source of this 1653-nucleotide messenger RNA. RefSeq lists its product as uncharacterized. Bases 1 to 1653 code for a protein of 550 amino acids. Gene Ontology annotation, molecular function: oxidoreductase activity, acting on paired donors, with incorporation or reduction of molecular oxygen; monooxygenase activity; iron ion binding. The transcript is spliced from 3 exons. The record is from RefSeq and is a predicted model, not a curated record. Lineage: Eukaryota; Fungi; Ascomycota; Eurotiomycetes; Eurotiales; Trichocomaceae.
AUGGCGUCCGCUUCAUUUUAUCUCUUGGGCGAAGACCCAUCAACUGCUCGUGUCAUCGAGAUCCCAGACCGUACCGACCAUGAGGGUUUGCAACAUUUGAUUGCCUCUCAUUUCGCGGUUGUCCAUCCCAAGGGAAUUGCCUUUAAUACCAAGGACUCCGUUCUUGAGUCUGUCCCAGAUAUUCUCGCACAAGCAGAGCCAGUUGCCAUUACCAUUGACGGUCGGGCCGUGCGACCAGUUCCUGGACCCCAGGGUCUGCCAUAUGUUGGCAACUACUUUGAGAUCUUUCCGGACCAUGUUGGAAACCAUCAGCGAUUGUAUCAGCAGUAUGGUCCUAUUUUCAAGACUGUCAACAUGGGCUGCACUUCAUACCACACCAACGACGCUACCCUAAGUGCAAUCGUGUUCGCCGAGAGCGAUUUCUUCUCCAAAAACAUUAUCGAAGGUCAUCCUAUGCGCCCUCUCAAGAACCCAGAUGCCGGCAUCUUCGUGUCUGAUACAAACACGGAAGCGUGGCGCAUGUCACACAAGUUCAUAUCGCCUGCUCUUGGCCCCAAGGCCGUACGACACUAUGCACCUGUUAUGCAAAAGGUGGUUGAAGAGAGUUUCCCAGUCUUUGAUGAACUUGGUGACCGCGAUGAGGCCUGGAACGCUUGGCCGUAUAUGCUUAAGAUGUCUUCAUCAAUUAUCGGCAAGUUAGUGUUGGGCAUGGAUUUCAAACAUUUUGAGGCCGUCGACACACCCAUGCACGAGGUGCCCCGAUUGAUUGCCCACUUGCUUGAGCUGAACAAGAAGAUCUCAACCAAGGGUGACUGGUACAACAAGCUUCCUUUCGGAGACCCAGCCCGUCUCAGGGCUUCCAAGAAGCGUCUCGAUUCUCUUUUCGAAGAGGCUAUCGAGGCGGCCUCAAAGGGUGUUGAGGAUCUAGAACUUCAAGAGGCUGCCCUCAAGGCUGAAAAUAUUGUUGACUAUUUGCAACGUGCCACCGAUAACAAAGGAAAUAAGAUGCCCAGAGAUCGUCUCGUAGACCCCUUGAUUGUUACCAUUGCCGCUGGGUUUACUACAACAACCACCAUCUUGGCAUGGCUCAUUUAUGGUCUAGUUGAAUACCCCGGCAUGCAGGAUCGCCUGUUGCAAGAGUUGAUUGACUUUGGCUUCACAGCGGACACAGAGUGCACCGUGGAUCUGAUCAACAGCAUGCCAUUCCUCGAUGCUUACGUCAAGGAGACCCUCCGACGACACAGUCCCUCAUUCCAGCCUGCACGAACCUCCAGGGUUGACUGUAUUUUGCCAGGCGCAUACAAACUUCCUAAAGACUCCGUCGUGAUCUCCGAGACCUGGCACGUCCACAAUAAUCCCAAGGCUUGGGACAACCCAACUCGAUUCGACCCAGACCGCUGGCUUGGAGACAACACCAAUAUCCCCAAAGGAGCUUUCAUCCCCUUUGCUACAGGCCAGCGCAUGUGCAUUGGCAACAGUUAUGUGCUUCAGGCAGUCAAGAUUUUCAUCCCCAAGUUGGUAUAUCGCUAUGAGUUCCUCCAAGCAAGUGAGGAGGCCGUUGAGUACGAGCCUUACUUCCAGCUCAUCCGCCCGACAAACUUGUAUGUCCGCGCUGAGAAGAGGGUCAAAUGGCUCCCCAAGACUGAGGCAUAG